AUAGUCGCAAAGAUUCGCAAUCCCGUGCACGUGGAUAUACAUCUUGAAGAAAGCGUAUCUGACAAAACUACAUCAUCCGUUAUGUUCUAUGCUAAGAAGGAUUUCUUCAUCGGUCCCAAAUGCGAGCUUCUUAAAGAAGAAUGCAUCAAAAAGAGCAAUGGAACGGAUCUUCACCGAUGUCCAUCGAUCUAUGACAACUUCAAUUUCUGCUUGUCGCUCGACAAUGUAAAAGCAACACUGGACCUGCCCUGUCCAUUUGACUCGAUUUUGGGAUUUACUGAUCAGAUAAGUGAGAAUCUGAAAGCAGUUAUGAUUACCAACGGGAACUGUCCGGGGAAGUACGAUCUGUGUCUGUUGAAUGCACUACGUCACGUGAUAAACGGUACUGAGAACACGCAAGGGUACGAAAUAACGGAGAAUUGGACCCUGCUUGAAUGGUCGCCAUAUAUUAGGAUAACAUCGCAAAUUGGAUGCGUCAUUUCGUUAACUACUCUUCUUAUUGCUAUAAUAGCCUUCUUUUCGCUUAGGAAACUCAAGAAUCCCAAAAUUAAACUGGACAUGCACCUAUUUGUGUCUCUUAUGAUGAAAACUUUCAUAAUCAUUUUAAAGGAUUGGAUUUUUAUUGAUAAACUUGGAAUGAAUUUGGACUUCAUCUUUGUCAACGAAUACGAUGCUGUUAUGCAGAAACGCAAUAAUUGGAUCUAUAAGGCUCUCGUGAGUUUGUGGCAAUAUUUCAAUGUGGCAAGCUACUUGUGGAUCUUGAUGGAGGUGUUGUAUCUAUCUAAUUGUAAACUAAUUUCCAAACCGCUAUAUGUCGACCCGAGUAAAAUAACUCGGUAUAUCAUAUUAGGCUGGGGUCUUCCCGUCUUGAUAGUAGUGACAUUGAUCAUAAUACAGGAAACUAUUGGAGACAUUUCCUGUUGGUCUACCCAGUGGCUAACCCCUUCAGCAUUCUAUGCCGUACAUAUACCACUCACCGUAGGAAUGUUGUAUAAUUUCCUGUUCUUAAUCUACAUCGUUCUGUUUGGAAAGGCAGUGAUGAGCAAUAAGGCAUGCGCAAAAGCAUCUAUGCUUAUACUACUGAUUCUUAGAAUACAGAAUAUUUGCCAUAUUGGAUAUUAUUUCUUUGAAGAUCUCAGUGUCGCACUCAUGUGGUUAUACUUUUGCAAAGAGCUAUUUGUGUCCUAUCAGGGUGUUCUCGUGUCUUUACUGUAUUGUCUGCUAAACAGCGAAGUCAUAGAGGAAAUGCGACAAGCAUGGAGGACUCAAUCAAAGAAGAAGGUCGAUUUAUUUAUUUAAUUCGUAUUUGUCCUUCGAGAAAUACCAAAAAAUUUAGAGAAUGGAAUCAACCGAAAGCAGUAUCGAUCGGAAUGUAAUGAUGGUACUUCACACCGUAAUGAAGAAGUUAUCAACGAAAGAUGUUAAGUAGAUUCUAUCAACUAUCUCGAUGCUGAAUAAAAUUGUAGGUAUUCCCAUAAUCUACUUAUAAAAAAUUUUUACUAGUAUAAGAAUAUUAAUGAAAAAGUCAUAUAGAUAACAAUCGAUUAUCUAUUCUUAAUAAAAGCAUAUUAAAUCGAUAUAUCAAUGUUCUCUUAAAAUUCUCGAAGUUUAUCGCUUAUUUUCUUUGUAAAAUGUCAAAUUAACUUUUUCAUUGUCAAUAGCUAUUACAUAAAUUCUCUUAAAAAAAUUAAAAUCUAUUUUGAUAAGUAUUUGUCACUUAAAUAUGCUUAAAAUUUUUAAUAAUGAGAAUAAUUUGUCGAGCUUU
Messenger RNA from Nylanderia fulva, 1765 nucleotides. RefSeq names its product vasoactive intestinal polypeptide receptor 1-like. Gene Ontology annotation, molecular function: G protein-coupled peptide receptor activity; peptide hormone binding. The record is from RefSeq and is a predicted model, not a curated record. Gene Ontology annotation, cellular component: plasma membrane. Lineage: Eukaryota; Metazoa; Arthropoda; Insecta; Hymenoptera; Formicidae. Gene Ontology annotation, biological process: adenylate cyclase-modulating G protein-coupled receptor signaling pathway; cell surface receptor signaling pathway.